This is a messenger RNA of Vespa mandarinia (Asian giant hornet), 2774 nucleotides long. RefSeq names its product conserved oligomeric Golgi complex subunit 3 (gene Cog3). NCBI's taxonomy places the organism in Eukaryota, Metazoa, Arthropoda, Insecta, Hymenoptera, Vespidae. Gene Ontology annotation, biological process: Golgi organization; intracellular protein transport; intra-Golgi vesicle-mediated transport. The record is from RefSeq and is a predicted model, not a curated record. Gene Ontology annotation, cellular component: membrane; cis-Golgi network; COG complex.
GAUACGCGAUCGAAUUUCAACGUCAGAAAUGUAAAGAAAAUGGCGAGAGUAACGUGUACCCCGGGUGAUUUAAUUCAAUGGGAUUCUGCUGAAAAUUGUCUGGCACCGUUAACAGAUUUUCAAAAAGAUUGUUUGCAAAAAUUGGAAGAAGAAUUUUCUUCUCUCAACAAUUCAACAUACGAAGAUACCAGCGAGAAUAAUGAACAUUUAAAUCAAAAUAAGUGUGAUAACAUAACGCAAAUUGAACGAUGUCAAGAUGUUCUAGAAUAUUAUACGAAAUUAGAAAAGGAAUUUAUAUCAUCUGAGAACUUGAAAUAUAUGUUAUAUUUAAAUGAUCUUAAAACACGUCGUCAAGAAUGUCAAGAACUUUGUGAGCUUAUCAAGGAUACCUUAGAAGAUUUUUCUAUUCUAUUUAAACAAUAUGCCGAAGUAUCUGAUAAAACAUCCUCAUUGCACAAUGCUAGCGAAGAACUUAUCUCGGAUCAAAAGCGAUUAAAUUCUAUGGUAGAAAGUAUUGCGGAAUAUGUGAAGUAUUUUAAAGAAGUAGAUGUGAUAAUGGAAAAAUUAGAAGCUUCUACUUUAUCCGUAAACAGUGAUAUGUUUUUUAACAUAGUAGACAAAGUAGAUAUCAAUAUGGAUGCUUUACAAACAAAUAAUACUUUCAAAGAAAGUGCCACUUAUUUAGUUAAAUAUAGACAUUGUCAAUCCAAGAUUAUAACUUUGAUACAAAAUUAUGUUUUUAAUUUAUUUUCAAGAACUACAGAAAGCAUUUUAAAUUUUAAUGAAACUGAAGGUAUACAAGAAAAUAUGGAUGCUGCUUUGGCAUUAUUUUAUGGGAGAUUUCAAACUAUCGUUUCAAAAGUAAAACCUAUAAUAGAACAAGUGGAAACGAAAUCUGUAAAAAGACAGGAAUAUAAUAAUUUAUUAUUAGAAUGUCAUCAAUAUUAUUGGAGUCAAAGAGGUUUAGUAUUAGGCCCUAGCAUUCAAAAAUCAUUAUCUGCCAUAAAGGAGAGAUACAACGGAGAUCAUUGCAGUUUAGUCAGACAUUCGUGUGCAUUACUUUUACAUGCAUCGGUUGACGAAUACAGAUUGUUUUAUGAAUUCUUUUCGAAACCAUCUAUCGGCCUAACAACAUUUCUUGAAAGUCUUUGUACCUCUUUAUACGACACCAUAAGACCGUUUAUAAUUCAUAUAAAUCAUUUAGAAACUCUGGCAGAAAUCUGUUGUAUUUUAAGGAUAGAAAUGUUGGACGAACACGUGCAAAAUAAUUUUGAGCCAUUAGAAGGCUUUGGAAAUAUUUGCUUACAACUUUUACACGAUGUACAAGAGAGACUUGUUUUCCGUGCUCAAUUGUAUUUACAAUCUGACGUAUUAAAUUAUAAUCCAUCGCCUGGCGAUUUAGCGUAUCCGGAAAAAUUAAAAAUGAUGGAAGAUAUUGCCGAAUCGAUAAGAGAGGAAACACGUCAAUCAAGAAUGAAAAGAAUAUCUGUAUCAUCUAACGACAGUAAUAUCUUAGAGCCAGUGUCAAGAAAUCAUAUCAUAAUGGAUUCUAUUUAUCAAAAAUCUCAUAUGGGUAGUUCUCCAGCAGAUUUACAUGGAAUGUGGUAUCCUACAGUUCGCAGAACAUUGGUUUGCUUAUCACGACUCUAUAGAUGCGUAGAUAGAUCUGUAUUUCAAUCGCUUAGUCAAGAGGCUAUAUCUCUUUGUGUCCAAAGUAUAGAGAAGGCAAGAAAUGAUAUUGAAAAUAGAGCUUCUACGUUGGAUGCUGAAUUAUUUCAAAUCAAACACUUACUAAUAUUACGUGAACAAAUCGCCCCGUUUCAAGUAGACUUCACUAUCAAGGAAUAUAGUUUGGAUUUUUCCAGAGUAAAGAUGGCGGCUUUUGGAUUGUUUGAGAAAAGUUCAAAGCUUUUCACUUUGUCGAACAAUGCCUUAUUGGAAUUUCUAUUAGAAGGCGCACCUAAAAUGAAAGAACAAUUAAUUGAUUCUCGUAAGGAGGUUGAUAAUAACCUAAAACAUGCGUGCCAGAGAUUAAUUCAACAUGCUACAUAUGUAUUGAUAAAUCCCAUUAUGCAAUUAUUAGAAAAGGAAAAAGUAUAUUCUAAUUCUCCCGACGCAAAUACAAAACAAAAGAUAUUUGGGACUGCUCAAGAAGUAAAUGCCAUUGUUGCCGAUGUUUUACGAACAAUUAAAUUUAAGCUUCCAAAUAUUCAACAAUCGAUGCAAUUAUAUUUAGCCAACAAAGAAACAGAAUUUAUUUUAUUAAGACCGAUAAAGAAUAAUAUUAGUGCUGCAUUUGCGCAAUUAUAUCAAUUAUUAAGCAAGUAUUAUACUUCGGAAGAACUUUUAUUAAUUGCUUGCCCGUUACCGGAACAAAUUUCUGUUAUAUUAAGUUCGUCCAGUCUUGUUCAAAAUAAAUCAAUACAAUUAGAAAAUAAAAAUUCGCAAGAUAAGGAGGAACUUUAGUGAAAUAGAAAAGAAUUGAAAUUAUUAUACAGACGAUUAUGUAAAUAUAUACAUGUAUGUACACAAAACUCUUUGUAACGAUCUAAUUUAACAUGUAUAUAAAUUAAUAUUUUUCAUUACAAGUUCAAGGGAUAAAAAAAAAGAAAGGCCCAUUAUUUAAAGUGCAAUGCAAAAUAAAAUAAUUGUAUAUCGAAAGUUUUAUAUGUAUAUAGAUGUAUCUAAACUAAAUAUAGUACAAUUUUUAUACUAAUCACUGGAUGAAACAAUAUAAAGUACUGCGAAACUAAAUAUAAAUUUGUAUAAAUUUA